AGCUCCUCCUCAGCCUUACUGUGCUGGCCAUCUGGCAGCGGCAGUUAAUCUCCAUGGCCCUGGACCUGCAUCACCUGGUGUAAAUGUUCAGGCGUUUGGGAAGUUCAAGUCCGAUUGUGUGCUCAGCUGACUGCACACCUGUGCAGAACUUUGUGAUCCUGCUGUGUGCUGUUCCUGAACCUAGCGAUGAUGCUCCCUGUCAGGAUGCAUUCGAUAGUGGUUCUGUAGCAGUUCUUUCAUAUUGGGAGGGGCAGCUUGAAGUCCCUGAGAUCUCUAAGUGGUACAGGCGUUGGCGAGCAUUCCUCAAUAAGGAGUAAGUGUGCGGGUUCCAAGUCAGGUCCCCGAUUAUGUGACAUCAAGGUAUCCAAGCUACUCGCCCUCUCCAAUAAAGCACCAUCAAUACUGAUGUGGUGGCAGUCCACCUGCUGUCUCUUCAUGAAGCCCUCAAUCAGCACCUUUUUCUUCCUUACAGGGAGUUGUCCUGGCACCAUAGUGACACCUUCUCCACCUCGUCUAGUCUGCAGUAAUUCCAGCGGUGCCGGGAGGGGGGCUCACUCUUGAUGGGACUGAAUCGGGAUGGCAGCCAGGCUCUCGUUCUCGCAGUACCGGCUGGAGGCGGAGAUCGAGCGAUACCGUGCCGGCUGUCAGUGGGAUAAGAUCCCCGCGCUUGUGGAACAGCUGGUUUCAACUCGAAUACACGAAAAUGAUGACUACGGCGACCUGCUUCUGGCAGAAUCCCUGCUGGAAGAGUGUCUAUUGGAGAACAUGGCCCUCCUACGCAGUUCCACCCCUCUGAUGGACGACAGCCUGCCCAAGCUGGCCACGGCCAAGUCUCACCUCAACAAAAUCCUGAAUAGGGGUCAUCUGGAGCCCAGGUACCUGAAUGAGGCCCUACUCCUGAUGGCCAAGGUGCACUACGCUCAGGGCCGUUACCGUGACGCCCAAGGCAUGUGCGCCAAGGCAGUGAUAGACCACUUGACACAGGAUGAGCAGCCCGUCUACCACCUGCGGCUUCUGGCUGAAGUCUUCGUCAUCAAAGGCCUCUCCCUUGACCGCCAGGCUGUGUCGUCGGCCUCCCGGCUGCGCCUGUCUGAACGAGAGGAUGAAUGUCUGUCCUGCUAUCUGCGGGCCUGUGACGCUGCACUGCUGUAUCUGCAGGAGCUGGACAAGCUGAUGGCAGUUGGCCAGCCUAGCAAGGGCACAAAGUACCACAUUUCCUCAGGCUACCUGGAGUUUGAUCUGAGCUUCUUCCAGCAGGCGGCGCUACAGAGUGCCUACCUGUCACUGUUGCAUAAAGGUCACCUGGCCAAAGGGACCCAGCAGCUACGCAGGGUGCUGAGGACGAUCGAUUCCAGGGGCUCCCAGAGCUUCAGAAAGGCAGCCGCCAGAAGACUGGCUGAGGUUCUUCUCAGUUCCAUCAGUGAGGAUGCCUACUGGGACCCCCUGUCACCCCCACCAGAGGACUGGCUGCAAAGAGAGGGGCCCAUCUCCUCCAAAGAAGCCCUCCUCCCCACCUCCAGACUACCUGAGUAUUUCAGCAAGGACGGUGUCUUCUGCCCCCGGGACGUGGUGGAGGAAGCUGUGUUGCUGCUGCUGACCACAGAGUCCAUGGCCAGUGGAGAUGCCGUCAUCAGCCUUACGACCGAUCAGAAGGGGGCCCAGGAGGCCAGCCUGCAAGAUGCCACCUCCCUCUAUGACAUGCUGACCAUCGGCUUGGCCAGGAGGGGGCAGUUUGCCUUGCUCUCUCAGCGUCUGGAGGGAGCCAUGAAAUUCUCCUUUAACGAGUUCCACCUCUGCUACCAGCUGGGCCUCUCUUUCAUGGCUAGCGGCAAGGCUGCCAGUGCCGUCUCUGUGUUGAAGGAAUGCACCCAGAUGCAACCCGAUGACCCCACACUGCCCCUCCUGGCGGCCAAGAUAUGCAUCAACCAGCUGCGCUGGCUGGAACAGGGUGAGGCCUUGGCACAGAGUGUUGUCGCCAUGGGAGAUGAAGCCGGGGACUUCCUGCCUCGGGCGCACCUGGCCAUCGGGCUCUGCUACAGCCUGCGGGCUACAGAAGCUACUCUGAAGGUCACACAGGAUGACUUCAACAGACGGGCGCUGGAGUCUCUGCAAAGGGCCCAUUUGCUGGAUCCGGACGACCCCCAGAUCGCCCUCUACCUUGCCUUGCAGCUCGCGCUCGUCCGGCAGGUCAGCUCAGCACUGCCCCGGCCUGCUCGGCGUUCCCACAGAGUCCCCGUCUGUCUGCCGUGUGUGGCCUGUAGGCGACCCGGACGGCGUGGGCUGGAUGGGGAGUGGUGCCUGCUGUUUACCAAAGUGAAGCUAGAGGAGGUGCUUCUGGGACCGGAGGCUGCCCUUCGGACCUGUGAGGACAUGCUGCAGCUGUGGCAGAGUCGCUAUGAAGGAGUUCGCUCUGGGGAUGCUGAAGAGGGCAGCAAUGACUCCGACCCAGUGACCCUGAGCCGGAAGCCCAGUGGGACCCACCUGACCCUCCCCGACUUGCAUGAUGUCGAGACCGGCUCCCAGAGCGCUGCCUCUGUUGCGGCGUCCCGCCUUGAGCAGGCCUGGUCCGAGGUGUCCGGCAACAGCUCCUCCCACCGGCAAGGCCCCGCCCACAUCUGGGUGACCCUGGAGCGCAUCUGGCUGCAAGCAGGGGAGCUCUUCAUGGCGGAGCGGCGGGAGAAGGAGGCGCAGUUCUGUGCCCAGGAGGCGUCGGCGGUGUCCCCGGCCUCCCACGCUGUGCUCCUGCUGCGGGGCCGCCUUGCCGAGCUGAGGGGCUGCGACAGCGAGGCCAAGACGCUGUACGAUGAGGCACUGACCAUCCACCCCCAGGGACACCGCAUCCUCAUGCAUAUGGGGCAGCUGCUGAUGCGAACAGGCCGCCGGGGCCUCGGGGAGAAGAUGCUCCGGGAUGCAGUGCAGGCACAGAGCACGGCCCACGAGGCCUGGAGCUGCCUGGGGGAGGCGCUGCAGCGCCAGUGCAGCAUGCAGGCAGCCGACUGCUUCCUGACCGCCCUGGAACUGGAGGCCAGCUGUCCCAUCAGGCCGUUCACCAUCAUAGCACGUGAGCUGUGACGGCCUCACCCCUCCAUGGACCACUUUUGGACUAUACUGCUGUUUCACCUGCAGCUCUGUAGCGAUUUGAAUUAGCACCCCAUUUGGGUCCAGGUUGGUGUGUUUAAAAGGACCCUUUCUCCCAGUUUCUCCUCUUCCUCUUGGCUUUUCUCGGAGAUUUUCACCAGCAUUACGACGCGCAAUGCGGCAGCGCUCCACGCAAUCGCAGCCGUGAGUCCAUGACAUGGAAGACGAGGUUGCCCAGGUGCCCGCUUCUGGCACGCACAACCCCACCCCUGGUCACAAUGUGCACACCCCCGUAGAGUCUUGUUAGGCCGCACGCGAAGCAGUUGCUCGUUCUCAGGGAAAACAGUCAUACUGGCUGUAGCAUUUUUUCCCCGAAUCAGAAUUGUGACAUAAAUGUAUCGUCCUUCACAUCUCGAUCCGGCUUGAUAUUUUUGUACCUUCUUUUUCCAUAAACAGUGUUUCAGUGUUUAAUUCUCCCUUGUGGUUGUUUUUCUUUCUCCACUCUUGUGCACUGUAAGCGCUGGCUUGAGGGUGAUGGUGCAGCACUUUACAGGCAAACAAACUCAAUUAGCCAAGCAGCUUCAAGCUUGUACUGGUUUCUCCUCUUUUUCACCCGAACCCUUACACUUACAAAACAGAGCUGAUGUUCUCUCUUGCAUUCGGGUAACAGAAGAAGUGUUUGAGUUCUGUGUUUGAGGAUAACUAGUUUGCUCUGUAUCCUCUGCAGCCUCUUACCCUUCCUCGAGAGGUGGGUCGAGUCGCAGUGUACAGACAGUGAAGAGGGAUGCUGUGUAGCACUUGACAUUAAUACUGAAUGCAUAUGGCGACCCGAACAUCCCAUUGAAUGCCCCUGUUGUUUUUCCUACUUCUGAAAGGGUAUUUUUCAAUAAAAAUAUAUUUUAUACGAA
Messenger RNA from Paramormyrops kingsleyae, 3986 nucleotides. The record is from RefSeq and is a predicted model, not a curated record. Lineage: Eukaryota; Metazoa; Chordata; Actinopteri; Osteoglossiformes; Mormyridae.